Messenger RNA from Oncorhynchus mykiss (rainbow trout), 2322 nucleotides. It is a transcript of the gene cdkn1a, whose product is annotated as cyclin dependent kinase inhibitor 1A. Gene Ontology annotation, cellular component: nucleus; cyclin-dependent protein kinase holoenzyme complex. The record is from RefSeq and is a predicted model, not a curated record. Gene Ontology annotation, molecular function: cyclin-dependent protein serine/threonine kinase inhibitor activity. NCBI's taxonomy places the organism in Eukaryota, Metazoa, Chordata, Actinopteri, Salmoniformes, Salmonidae. Gene Ontology annotation, biological process: DNA damage response; signal transduction by p53 class mediator; negative regulation of cyclin-dependent protein serine/threonine kinase activity.
UAAUAGAAGCCUCUGCUUCCCUUAGGGUAAACUUUGUUAUUGCAAGGGAAGGUUCUUUACCAUGAGAGUGCUCUGUGGUCAUAGAGCAAGAAUAUGAGGCCUGGGAUUUGACACUCAACACACCUGAACCCCUAUUUAACCAUUGUCUGACAGGGAAAUAGAUAGAAAAUUGUGAAACAUGACAAUAGUGUCAGUUGAUAGUAGUGGUACAUUCAGACUACUUAUGUAAUUACAUGAAAUAUGUUUUUCUUAAAUUAUGGAUGAACACUGGUGCCUAGUAGUUACUGUACUACAGUCAUAAGGGUUGAUGUUCAGGACUUGUCUCUACAUGUCCAUAGAGCUUUGUCCAGACAUGUACUAGAUCAGGAAAGUAGGAAGGCUUUGUGAAUCACUGUCUGAUGGCUGUUAAAUACAACUGCAGCGUUCUCAAUACACAGUCCAGUUCCUCUGUUACACAUAUGAAGUAAGUUACAAUUAAGAUUUUGAGAGAGGUUUACUUGUGCAUAAAUGAACCAGAACAACCAUGGCCAGUCGUAAGCACAUCCUGAGCUCUCUGGGGAAAAGUCCUGCCAGGCAGAACCUGUUUGGCCCAGUUGACCGUGAGCAGCUGCAGCAGGAGUACCAGGACACCCUGCGCAGAGACCUGGAGGACGCCUGUCGCCGCUGGGGCUUCGACUUCCUGUCAGAUAAGCCUCUGGCUGGGGGAGACUUCCAGUGGGAAGAGGUACCGGGCACCAAGGUGCCUCUCCUCUACCUGCCCUACCUGUUGAGUCAGGGGGAGGCACAGAAGAUCAGAGGGCCGGCAGCAUCCACAGGGAGGGUCAGGGCGGGGCCAUGGCACCGUGGCAAGGAAAACAUCCCUUGCACCCCUGAGAAGUACAGAGCCAACCUCCAGAACCUGGAGAAACCGCAAGACAAGAACGAGAACAAACUGAAGAGGAAACAGACCAACCUCACAGAUUUCUACCAAGCCAAGAAGAGAGUGGUGGGUACGUCGCUUAAGUCAGGCCGGUGAUUUCAGAGACACAGUCACAGCUGCCAGGGAGCCAACAGUCGGACAAAAUCACAGCAAGCACUACUUCUCUCAGGAACCCACACGCUGAAUAGACUGAGUACAUACAGUACACUUACCAGGAGGAAUACAUAACCAAUCCUCUAAACAAACACAGUGAAAAAUGAAACAACCUAUUUUAUUGCAUCCAUUACCGAUGCAUACUGUUUUAUUUUUUUAUCCAUGUAGGUUAACCGAUGUACAAUUGAUUUCAAUGUAAGGGGGCUUGUGUUCUCCCUGUGGUAAGGGAGGGACAUUCUAAUGGUGCAUCCAUGACCAUUUGUGAGUCAUGAAAGAACAUCCUCUGCACCUUUAUGACCGUUUAGUGUAAGGAAGACUUGAACAUCUAAGUCUGGACAGUUAAGGUCCUGCAUUCCACAGCACUGAUAUAGACCAAUCGAAACCAUGCCUCUGGGUCUACGCAUAAAUCGUCUUGUUUUGAUGACAUGUUGAAAUUCUGAAACCAUACUGUUUACGGUGCUGAGUUUGAAUCUACUGUAAUAUGGUGUCACAUUGAGAGGACGCUUGUAAAAAAUGACCGCAACAACACAAUAGUCUUCAACAGUCUUCCCAGUUCAAAUAUCCAAAUGUAUGGAUUGAUGUUUUUUUCAUUAUGAUGUGUCUCUCAUGAAGAGGGCCAGGAAUCAUGUUAUUGUCUGUCAUUUGCAAGCACUUCCUUUCCAAUGUAUGUGUUGUUGUACAUGAGAUUUCACAAUUUAAAUAUGUGUCUCAACAUGUACUCAUAGGAAUCUACUUGAAGGGUACUGCUCUGCAUAAAAUUAUGCAAACUCCUGUAUAGAAAUGGCACUCUUUUUUUUUUCUCACCUUUUUAUUUAAGAACAAAUUCUUAUUUUCAAUGACGGUUAGGAACAUUGGGUUAAAACUGCCUUGUUCAGGGGCAGAAUUACAGAUUUUUACCUUGUCAGCUCGGGGUUUUGAUCUUGCAAACUUCCGGUUACUUGUCCAAUGCUCUAAACACUAGGCUACCUGCCACCCAAUGUCCCCCUUUCUACCUAACUAGGGCUUCUUGCUAUAAUACUCUUGGGAAUUUGUUGAUAGGGACCUCUGCUAUGUUCUUUCAAGCUUUUCAAGUAUUUUUACAAAGUCUAUUUAGCAUCUGAACACAAAGCCAGACAUUCACGUUUCCUUAGAUACAGUGAGGGGGAAAUUUGAUCCCCUACUGAUUUUGUUCGUUUGCCCACUGACAAAGAAAUGAUCAGUCUAUAAUUUUAAUGGUAGGUUUAUUUGAACAGUGAGAGACAGCAUAACAA